Molecule: messenger RNA, 1002 nt
Organism: Stylonychia lemnae
Lineage: Eukaryota; Ciliophora; Spirotrichea; Sporadotrichida; Oxytrichidae
Source: the annotation of a GenBank genome assembly
AUGGAAUCAAUAAAAAUUAAGCAUCAACAAACAGAUAAUAUGGAGAAAGUUAGAUUAGAGAGGAUCACAGAUGAUGAAUUGCUGGAUCUUAAGAAAGCUUUGGAAAAAAAGAAGGACAGUGAAGACUUCUAUGGCAUUCUAUCUGUACUCAAAGUUCUUACCCACAAGUAGAUUACACUUGAACAUCUUCAAAACACUAAAAUUGGCAAAACAAUCUCAAGUUUGACGAAAAUAGAGGUAAAAGGCAAGGAUAGCGAUAAUGAAGCUUAGAACAUAAGGUAGCAAGCUGAGAGUUUAAUUGAAAGGUGGAGGAAGGUAUCAAAAAUGGAGAAGAAUAAGAAGAUUGAAUAAAAGCCAGAGUCAAAGCCUGAACCAAAACCAGCAUAAGCCUAAGGUAUCGUCACUGAUAGUAAUCAUAGCUCAGCUGGCAAUGGAAGUGCUAGAUAGGGGCUAUUUAUACCUUUAGGCUUGAAGAUCCACACAGGAACUGGCUACAGAGAUGCAAUGAUCAAGAAAUUUAUUGAGUUAAUGCAGGUGCCUCCUGAUGAAGAUAACUAUAAUGAAGAUCAGCUAGAUUGUGCUGCUCAUUUGGGCAAUAAUAUUGAGAAAGAACUUUUUAACAAAUUUCCCAAUAUCAAGGAAUACUAAGAUAAAGCUAGGUCAUUAGUUUUUAAUCUAAAAGACUCAAGAAAUCCAGAAUUGAGAGUGAGUUUGAUGCAAGGUAUACUAAACCCGACUUAACUAGUAACAAUGGACCCAAAAGAAAUGGCAAGCAGCCAAUUGAAGGAAUAGAGAGAUAAGAUCAUCAAGGAUAACUUGAAUUCAAGAAGAACUGAUUGGCAUUUGGAGAACGCAGCUGCUAAGGGCAAUGUUGGUUUCUUCACUUGCAGAAAGUGCAAGUCAAAGAAUACUACCUACUUCCAGAUGCAAACUAGAGGCGCUGAUGAGCCAAUGACUAACUUCGUCACUUGUCUGGACUGCAAAAAUUAGUUUAAAUGUUGA